CCCUCUGUAUAAUUUAACCUGUAGGAUUAGAAUGAGCGAGCAAGCGCGCUGCAAAUUGUUUUGAGCUACGUCUAGGUCGCAGCCCCGGACUUCUUUCCUGGCGCCAGGUCAUCAGAAUCAAAAAUGACUGGCAUCACCAAAUUUUUCAAGCCAACGGGGACCAUCGGCAGCGCGAAGAAGCCUGGGGACGCUCCUGCGAGCGCAGCACGGUCGCCUUUCGCACCGCUGGGCAACACGGAGGGCAUUGUGAGGGCCACUAUACGCCCAGUAAAUGAGGCCGAUGACGAUGUGGUGUUGAUGGAGCAGGAGGUUCCAACGAGCUCGAAGCGGAAACGCGAGGACUUGAAGAACGCAGCUGGUGCAGCCGGGUGCAGCGAGCGGGCCGCACCCUCGACUUCUGUUCCGCGGAUGCAGCCUCUGCACGUGGCUAAGGAGAUUGAAGCUAUGACGGCUGCGCCUGCUGGCGAGGCCCAGCCCGCUGCUGGAGAUGCCGAUGUCGAAAUGUCCUCGCAGCAGCAGCGCGCUGGCGCCGAGGAGCCUUCCAGCCAUGCAACUGGGCGCUGCGAAACGCUUGUUGAUGCGCCGAUCACUUGCGCUGUCAUCGCAGAGGCCCCAGCGUCCUCAGCCCAGCCCACUGUCGAGCCAACGCCCAAGCGCCAGCGACUGCCGGCCUCCGCGGAUGCCGACAACGUUUGCGACGCCGACGCGGAUGCCGACGGCACGGCCUCCACCAGCACCCGCCAGCAGCACGAUCGCGCCCACAACCACCACAACCACAGCCAGCACAACCAGGCCGCCAGCGGCAGCGCGGCUAUUGCUCCGCAGCAGCAGCAGACGGCUGGUCGCGCCGGCUCCCACACGCCGGCAGGCGCCACCACCGGCACCGGCACCGACGCCCAGCCCAGCUACUCUCAGCAGUCAGUGGAGGGGGCCUCGGGUGCGGCGGGCGGCGUCAUCGGCGGCGGGGCCGCCGGAGCAGCGCCCGGCUCCGCUGGCGGCGUGGCCGGCGGCAAGGACGGCGCGGGCUGCACGGGCGGCGGCGGCAAGAGCGGCGGCGCGGGCCCCGCCACACUGCCUGAGGGCCUGGACUUGGCGGAGGCGGCGGAGACCCUUCGCGGCGAGGCGGCGGAGCUGGAGUCGGCUCUGGAGGAGGAGAUGCUGCUGGAUUCAGGUCUGGCGGCUGCCGCUGCUGCGGCUGAGUCUGGCCGCCUGGCACUGACGCCCAGUGCCGCCGAGUUGUGCGCCUGGCUGGAGGGCCGCACGGCGCCCCUGGGGCCGCUGCUGGAGCAGCAGCUGCUGCCGCUGCUGCCCGCCGGCACGGACGCCGCCGCGCUGCGCACCACGCUGAUUGACCUGGCGGCGCGCAGGUGCUACUCAGCCAAGGACGUGGCGCUGGAGGGCGCGGCGGCGGCUGACGACGCCACCCCCGGGCGGCUGUGGGUGUGGGAGGUGCGUGAGCCCAAGAAGCACCUGUCGGACAAGGCCAGCCGCAAGAUCGCGGACCUGCAGCGCAAGCGCCGCAAGGAGGGCGCGAUGUGCACCAUCUUAGUCAGGCGGUCCACAAACACGCAGAUAGCGGUAUUGUGACGCUGCGUACGAGGUAAACCCGUAAUGAAGUCCAUAGACACACUCUCCCAAGGUAGUUCCGGGAUAGGCAGCGGUUGAAGCUUGCCAGCAGGCUUGCCAGAAGCAGGCUUGGAACGUUGGCAGGCGUCACAGGACGCUACGAAGUCAGCCACAUCGCGGGUCAGGGUAGGCCACGUAAACGUACGGCGAACCAGCUCAGUAGUGCGAUCACGACCCUGGUGUCCGGCGAGGCGUUCAGAAUGGCAACUCGCAAUGAUAUCACGUUUCAGAUCAGGGUCAUUAGGCACAAGGAUGCGCCAACUCCCCUCCUCCUCCCGCAAAAAGAGACCAUCAGGGCUCGUAGCCAGACCACGCACGUUAGCCGCAUCCUGAAACCAGGUAUCAGCCCGCACAGCCGCAGCAAUGCGCGUUGUGAAGGUGGCGACAGGCCCAGAGGAAACAGGCGCAGGCGCGUGCGUAGCACGGGCACGAGGCGCAGAGGGCGUCGCAGAGGGAACAGGCGGCGAGGAAGCCGCGGCGGCAGCUUGACGGCGGGUUUGCAUAGCAUGCAGGAAGGACAGCGACGGGUGUCGAGACAGGGCAUCAGCAACUACGUUGAGCUUGCCUGGGCGGUAGACCCAGUCGAAAUGGAACUCAGACAGUAGCUCCACCCAGCGGGCUUGACGUCUUGAAAGGUGUGCUUGGGUCUUGAGGUAGAUCAACGGAUGAUGGUCCGUGUACAAAGUGAAAGGUAGCGCGCUCUGCAGGUAACAACGCCAUUCACGCAGGGCGUUUACCACACCCAACAGUUCUUGUUCACCAGUGCUGUAGUUGCGUUCAGCAGGGGAGAACUUCUUGCUGGUAAAAGCGACCGGUCGGUCCUCUUGCAACAAGACAGCACCCGUUCCGUUCAGCGAAGCGUCGGACAUGACGACAAAGGGCUUCGAGAAAUCAGGAUAACGCAAAAGCACAUCGGUUGACAGGCGUUCUUUGAUCUGUUCGAACGCGUGCAGGGCCUGCGGAGGCCAAGUGUCCGGUAGGCGCGCGAGUGAGAACAUGUUGGUUAACGGUGCGGCCAGGGAUGCAAAACCAGCAAUAAACCGGCGGAAAUAGUUGGCUAAACCAACAAAUGACCGCAACUCAGACAGGUCACGCGGCAGCGGCCACUGACGGAUUUGCUCAACUUUCUUUGGAUCCAUGCGGAUUCCAUCCGAACUGACAAUAUGCCCCAAGUAUUUCACCUCACUGCGCCAGAACUCGCAUUUGCUAAGUUUGGCGUGUAGUUUCCAUUUACGGAGGCAGGCCAACACUUGGCGGAGGUGUUGUUCAUGUUCUUCAGCGGUGCGACUGAAAAUGAGGAUGUCAUCCAAAUACACAGUCACAAACCGGUUCAGGAACGGCGCAAAGAUGCGGUUCAUAGUGGCUUGAAACGUAGCAGGAGCGUUGGUGAGCCCGAAUGGCAGAACCAACCACUCAAAGUGACCCAAAGGCGUUGUAAAGGCCGUCUUAGGUAUGUCUUCGGGUUUAAUCAACAGCUGGUGAUAACCAGAGGCAAGAUCGAGAGCCGUAAAGUACUUCGCGCCAGCAAGUCGGUCCAGCGUAUCGUCAAUACGCGGCAAUGGAUACCGAUUCUUGACUGUAAUGCGGUUCAGGGCUCGGUAAUCAAUGCACAUGCGCAGCUCUCCAGUUUUCUUGGCAACGAAGAGAAUCGGCGCGCCGUAGGGCGACGUCGACGGACGAAUCAAGCCUUUAGCCAGCAGGUCUUUAACCUGAGUAUCAACUUCAGCCAAUUCAAUGGGAUUCAGCCGGAACUGAGGCCGGUGUGUAGGGGCAGAGCCAGGUUCGAGGGGUAUCGUGUGAUGAACACCACGGUCCGGCGGCAAGCCAGAGAUGGGUGCAAACACAUCACGGAAUUCAGUCAGCACGGUUUUCAACGUGGGGUUCUGCUCCACUUCCGGAGGAAGGUUCAAAGGAGGAUCAGGCGCAGGAGGCGCAGCAGAGUUGAGCAUGGAUUGAAGAGGUGCCUCAGCCGUGCAAAGCUCAGGUGCCGGCGCAUGUGUCGCGGACGGGGACAGGGCGCGCACAAAAGUCAAAACAGCUUUAGCGCCUUCCAUCGAGGCAGCACGGAUGGCACGCUUGGCAGACACUACCUUGGCGGAAACAGGUGGCUGCUCAAGUAGCUGGCAUGCAGGCUCACCCUCCUCUAGGGGCGGCAAUUCCCGUGGCUCAGGGUCGCCGGGAUCAGGUGCGUUCAAAGCACGAAUCACAGCCGUACGACCAGAGGGGCGAAGCAGAUGAAGAGUGCCGAGAUGAGGUGUCAUCUGAACGCAAAAGCGCUUGAGGAACGUCUGGCCCAGCACAAGGUCAGCAGACGAUGUGAGAGAGGGCAGGACAUGAACACGAAUCUCAGUAGAGAAAGUUCCUAGACGCAAAGGCACAACGCAUUCACCCACGGCAUCGCAUUUUGAUGCGUCUGCCAACCGCACAGGAGCAAGAGAGGAAGGGCGCAGUGACAAACCUAGGCGGUCCGCUAGGGCCUUGGCGAUGAAGCAGUGCGUAGCUCCAGUAUCUGCAAGCACAACAACAGGGGCAUGCGACAGCCGCCCAGCAAACAAAUCUAGUUGUGCGGGUCCUUCCGGGACUUCUGUCACUGCACACGAGGGCUCCUUGGGUUCAGCUUUCGGAGGAUCGUACCACACUUGCCAGGGUUCUGUCGUAACAGGCGAAGGGCAAGAGCCACCGCAGUUAGGGGUGAACAACUGAGUUCCUGGCGCAAACGUGUGUUUCAGGUUCCAGCCACGGAGCAAGGAACGAUGACGAUCCGAAAGGGCAGGCAUGAGCAUUACUGCUGAUAUGCUGGGGUCUUCUGCUUUAUACUGCCGAUAGCGCGCAAUACAAAGUUGCAGCUUGCGAACAGACGGACUGAGCAAGAUUGUGUGGCCUGACAGGCUCUUGUGAGCGGCGGAGGUACGGGCAU
Molecule: messenger RNA, 4543 nt
Organism: Chlamydomonas reinhardtii
Lineage: Eukaryota; Viridiplantae; Chlorophyta; Chlorophyceae; Chlamydomonadales; Chlamydomonadaceae
Exons: 5
Coding region: 409-1587 (392 amino acids)
Source: RefSeq, a predicted model, not a curated record